UCAUCUUAAUACUAGCAGUCAUUCACUUUCCGUAGACAGAUUCACGCUUGUAUGUAGUUACCAUACUACGAAGACCAUUAUUCACUGAUGUGAAUCAUUCCAUUUGUUCUUAAAAAGAUACAGGGCAAUUUGUUUUUCUUUCUUUAAACAUGUCAGGUUUGGGGUGAUGGAAAGGGAAACUCCCCAAGGGCUUAACAUGGUCCAGAGAUGUUUUGUGGUCUUGCUGGAAGAUUGGGGGUUCUAAAUACCAUUCUUGUCCUCUGCGUUCUAUCAACUAACAACAGACACAAGCAACCCAGCAGGUCAGGCAUCAGCUUCUAUGUAGGAAGGGUUCAGCCAUUAGGAAAUAGGGAUGAGACCUGAAACAAGGUGGGGUUUCCGUUUCUUCUCCUUUAGAGUGAAGAAAGGGCUGACCAUGUUUACCUGUCUAGGAGGAAAAACUGGGAUAGAGAGCAGUGAUCCGCUACAGAGCUUGCGUCCAGUUCUUUCACUGCACACACCGGAUUUUGGCUCUGACCCUAACUAGCGGUUAGCGCACUGCGGCCUGUGAGCCCAUCAGACUGAGGUUUCCGUGUGAGCUGCAAGCUCAGGGUGCUUUCUGCAUUUAAAGAUGGUUGGAAAAACAUCGGAAGAGGAAGAAUGUCAUAAUAUGUGAAAAUUACAUGAAAUCCAGACUUUAGCAUCCAUGAAGUUUCACUGGAAUAUAGCUACACUUGCUUGUUUACAUGUUUUCUGUAGCUGUUUUGGGGGUGCAACUGCAGAGUUGAGUGGUCGUGAUAGAAACCAUAUGGUUCCCAAAGCCCAAAGUAUUUACUGUCUGACCCUUAGAGGAAAAGCUCCCUGGCCCCCGACCUAGGUGGGCUGUGGUCUUGUCGUCAAGGGACCAGCAGCAGAAACCUGGAAGCUUGUUAGAAGCGCAGAAUGUCAGUCCCCACCUCAUGUCUAGUAAAUCAGAAUGGGUGAUUGGAGAGUCACUGGCUUGGGAAGGCAGUCGGGGAGAGGGGACGCUGAGCCGCGCACUUCUGCGACACAGCGGCAUUACCGUGUGCCGGACUUGCACCGAGCAGCAGAGUCGCUGCUCCUGGGCGGGGGUGUUGCUUCCGUUCCUUAUGUCACACUGCUGCCUUCUGGGGAUGGAACAGCUGCUUUUCCCUUGACGCUGUAGGAAUAAGCAUUUCCUUCCAGACGCCCCCGUGCACGGAGCCCCGGACUGGGAUCCAAGAGCCCAGGGCACUGGUCCCUGCUGGUUGAUGGUUUUCCUGUUGUGAGCACUUGUCCCUUCCGUUUCUUUCUUUUUUUUUUUUUAAAUUUUUAAAAAUUUUAUUUAGUUAUUUUUCAACCCCUUCCGUUUCUUGAUUCAAAGAAGUAGUCAGAUUAGUUUAAGAGCAAAGAGCCAAACAGACAUCUUUUAGCUCUCAAAGCCUUACAGUUGUCACGUUCAGAGGAGUCCAAUACAGUAUUUUCCUUUGGGUGCUUUACUAUAAUUUCAAGGUCAAAAAUGCAGCCCAUAAUCUAGGACAUGCAUACUGACUGAGUGGAACAGUGCAAAACUCAGCAUUAACUGGAUUAGGCUAAAGUAAAUAGAGUUCGGAUUUGGGGAGAUUUUUAUGACUUCCGGUUUUGUGAAUGAAGUGGCUAGACUCAAAAAUGUGUGACUAUACCAGCACCAUUGACUCCCCUGUCUCUGUACCUGUCCUGUGAGGGUGACAUGCUGUUCCCUUCUACAAAGCCAUGCUGAGCACUGAUAAAGUGUGCAGCUGGAACAGAUGGUGAUCAAAAUGGACUUGAUCACCCAUCUGUUGAAGUUUCCCUGGAUGAAAACUCAGGAAUGUUAGUAGACGGGUUCGAAAGGACCUUCGAUGGGAAGCUCAAGUGUCGGUAUUGCAACUAUGCCAGCAAAGGAACAGCCCGGCUUAUUGAACAUAUCAGAAUCCACACAGGUGAAAAACCUCACAGAUGUCACUUAUGUCCAUUUGCAUCUGCUUAUGAACGUCAUCUGGAAGCCCAUAUGCGCUCCCAUACAGGAGAAAAACCGUACAAAUGUGAAUUAUGUUCCUUCCGCUGCAGUGAUCGAAGUAACCUGUCCCAUCAUCGAAGGCGCAAACAUAAAAUGGUACCGAUUAAAGGUACUAGGUCUUCCUUAAGCAGCAAGAAAAUGUGGGGGGUUUUACAGAAGAAAACCAGCAAUCUGGGCUAUAGCAGAAGAGCACUAAUCAACUUAAGUCCACCUUCUAUGGUGGUUCAGAAGCCAGACUACCUUAAUGAUUUUACCCAUGAAAUCUCAAACAUCCAGACUGAUUCCUAUGAAAACAUGGCGAAAACCACUUCAACUGGUGGCCUACCGAGGGACCCCCAAGAACUCCUGGUUGACAACCCUUUAAAUCAGCUCUCCACUCUAGCAGGACAGUUGUCCAGUUUGCCACCCGAGAACCCAAACCCCGCAUCCCCUGAUGGAGUUCCCUGCCCGGACGAGAAGCCUUUCAUGAUGCAGCAGCCCUCCGGCCCAGCGGUGGUCGCUGCCGUGUCGGCAGGCAUCCCUCAGAGCUCCUCCCCAACAAGCCCUGAGCCUAGGCCGCCGCACAAUCCGAGGAACUACAGCCCCGUGGCAGGUCCCAGCAGUGAGCCAAGUGCUCACACAAGUACACCUAGCAUCGGAAACAGCCAGCCAAGCACUCCAGCCCCAACCCUGCCGGCCCAGGACCCACAGCUUCUGCACCACUGCCAGCACUGCGACAUGUACUUUGCCGACAACAUCCUUUACACUAUCCACAUGGGAUGCCAUGGGUACGAAAACCCUUUCCAGUGUAACAUAUGUGGAUGCAAAUGUAAAAACAAGUACGAUUUUGCCUGUCAUUUUGCAAGAGGGCAGCAUAACCAACACUGAUAGGAAACAGUCACACUGUGCUUAACUUGGUUUUGCCUUUUUGCAUCGUGUGGUUUUGUUGAUUGUUGUUUUUUGGGGGGGUGUUCAUCCCUAAUAAGGUGUCUGCUAAUUUAAAGUUUAUACAUUAUAUUUAUAGAAAACAAAUUUGACAAUGGAAACAAAAUGUUUGCCCUUUUUUUUCCCAUAAAAGUCUGGUCAGGGUUGUUUAUAUAUUAGAACAAUGAGACACACUGGUGUCUGUUUUGCUUUCAUUUAGACAUUUGAGAACUGAAGUGUACCCUUUAUCUUAAAGGUGUUCAUUUAAACUUCCCACAUUUAUGGUCCGUAUAAACUUCAAAGCUUAUCGAUACUCUUGAUGUUUCAAUAUGUACGUUGCAGCUGGAUACUAUUUCUACCAUAUUUCAAAAUAGUAGAGUACAUUACUUUCUCACAAAAUUUGUUACAACUUAUUUCAGUGUUGAGUAGAGGAAUUGCCUUUAAAACUGCUCCUAGUUGAAAUACUAUUUAGUUCACAUAGUUUAAGUUGAAUUAGUUUCAUUUCAACUGAUAAUAAUAAAGCUAUUUCAGUGUAUAGUAAACCUUUCUUUUUUCCCAUAAGGGGAAAUAUAAAACAGCUAAUUUUUUUAAAUUAUAGUUAUAAAAAUAUGAGAGAAAAGUUCUGAAAAGAAAUGAAACUUAAGACUUUACAUUGAAAAUGGAGUUUACUAUUUAAAAACCUGUUUAUUCCUAGUUUAAAGAUACGUCAAUUUUCCACUGGAUUCUUUUUGUUAUACUUCUAGCUUAUGUAUUUUUAAAAAUUACAGGUAAAUACAUGAGAAUGCUAGAAAUAUCAGAAGAUUAUCUAUGAAAAUGCCUUUUUCGUUCUUUUACUUUGAACCUUAUAUUUAAACCCUUCAAUCUGACAUUAUUACUGAUGUCAGGUGAGGUGGAAAAUGAUACCAAGAAUCUAUUCCUUGGUUUCUACUCCUAUUCCUUUGAUGACCAAAGAGGUGCAGUGCAAACCAUCCGUUGAUUCCCAGGAAAUGCUGUCCUUAGGAAAAAGACUUCCGAAGUUUCUUUUGCCUGCUUUGUAUCUAUUUGUUGGCCAUAAUUUCAAAAAAAGAAAAAAAGUUGGGUAUGGAAACACGUGGAAAAACGUGAUGGUGAAGUAAUAUUUUUAAAAAUGAGGGCAUAUAUCCAAAACAGAUACUGGUUUCUGCUUCAGAAUUGGCCAUUAAGAUAUUUUGUGUGAAUUCAAGUUUUAAUGCUUAUUUGCAGCUUUAACAGUCUUUCUGUACAUUACAAAACUAUAGGGAAACUGAUUGAGUUGUCACCUUAGUAGGAAAGGAUUUUAAAAUGUGAAAAUAGAUAUAAAAUGCAUUUAAACAUGGUAUUUGUUUACAAAAAUGAGACUUGCUAAAUCUAGAGUAAUUUUGAAUAGGAGGCUAUUGUUUAUAUAUUGUAUAAUAACUAGCUUACUCUCAAGAGAGCUUGGUCAAACAAUAAAAUAUAUUGUUACUAACUGUUGGUUUCUGUGUACUUUGCAAAAAUUUUAUUUUUAAUUUGGUUCAAAGUUUGAAAGUGUUACUAAUUGGCUUUGUAAAGAAGAUGCCCUAACGACGGAGCAUUUAUUAAACAAAAAAGACCACUACUCUAGGAGUAAAUAAGAGAAAUAUCGAUAGCGUAUAUCCGCAAAAACCCCACGUACCGAGUUAAUGGGGCUGCUUGCCUCCCAGUUGCUGGAAAGCCAGCGGAGUGAGUUCUUGUGGUUUAACAUCCAGCCCAAACUCAUCUCCUGUGCACUGUUCAAAGAAGUGGGAUCUCGGAGUUUCUCCGGACUGUGCUUCUCUUUCCCGCCAGAGACGAGGCUUGCAUCUCAGUUCCACUGUCCCAUUUCGCCCUGAUGCUUAGGUUGCCCUCGGCUCAGGUCCGUUCCAGUGCUGCCAUUUUCACGUGUGUAACUUGGCCCCACUAUUUACUUAUUGCCAGAAAGAAGGAGGUACCGUCAUUUGGAAGCUUUUAUUUUUGCCCUCUCACUUUUAUUUUAUCGUUAAAAUAAAAGCAACACCCAAAAUAGAAAUUGGAAGCUUUCAUGAAACAAAAGGAAGAACUCUCGUUAAAACCAGUUUAUUAACUCUAUAUUCUGGGCCAAAUGGUGACAGGUACAUUUUUUUUCUGACAACUAAAUAUAGAUGUUUUGGAGGUGCAUUUUAAUUUAAGCAUAGAACAUUUUCUUCCAUAAUUACAAACUAGAAUGUAUAAUUCUAAUCUUGCUAUGACUUGGCAUUCCAAAGGUGUUGAUGCUUGAAAGCUACAGUUACUCCUAAAUGCACUAAAGGUUUUGAAGCAAACCUAUCUUAGAAACCUUUUUUGUAUUGUAUUUUUAAACAGAUUGAGGAUUUUAAAUCUUCUGUGAGUUAAAUGUAUCUCUCAUUAAAUAUUGAAUAUAUUUGUCCCAUUUUAUUUUUAAGCAACUAUUUUAUAGAAAUGAGUUGUUGGGGAAAGUUUAACAUGCAAUAUUUAUAGUAUUUUGCUGUUAACAGGCAGUGUUCUGAAAUUAAAUUUAUUUUUGUUCAGUGAACAUAAGUUUAGAUUUUAAAGUUGGUAAGAUAAUUUAUCUCCACUAAUAUAUUUUUAAGAAACUAUGAAGUCAUUAAUAGGGAAUUACUUUAUUUCAGAUUCUACUCAUGUAUGUAGCUACAACUUCUUGAAAUUCAAGUAAAGGCCUAGACUUUUACUUUGAAAAAAUUCCAUUGGAUAUUUUCCACUGCUAUUCAUUUUAGAAAUAAGUGUUUGCCAUCUGUCUGCAGGAUCAUUCGACAAAGGGAAUAUUACUUUAAAAAUGUUCAGAGAUAAACCUCACUUUAAGUUCUACAAAAAUAUUUAUCAAAUGGACAUAGUUUUAAAAGAAUUCCCUGCUAAGCAUUUUUUUUAUUAAAUAGUCUUAGAGGGUAUAUGAUCUCUAGAAUAUGUUUUUGUUAAUAUAUACUUUGAUGUAAAGAACAUAUUUUGUAUGCAAAACAAAUCGAGUAUGGCUGCGAAAACUAUAUUGUUUAGGGAUUCCAGAAAGAGAUUUAAUGCUGAAAUAACCACACCUAGUAUGUAGUUCAUUUUGUGAAAGAAGCUCUGCUUUUGUAAUAUAUGAAUAAAAAAAUAACGCUUUCUAAUGA
Messenger RNA from Artibeus jamaicensis (Jamaican fruit-eating bat), 6033 nucleotides. It is a transcript of the gene IKZF5, whose product is annotated as IKAROS family zinc finger 5. The transcript is spliced from 3 exons. Gene Ontology annotation, molecular function: DNA-binding transcription factor activity; RNA polymerase II cis-regulatory region sequence-specific DNA binding. Gene Ontology annotation, biological process: regulation of transcription by RNA polymerase II. NCBI's taxonomy places the organism in Eukaryota, Metazoa, Chordata, Mammalia, Chiroptera, Phyllostomidae. The coding region runs from base 1829 to 2884 and encodes 351 amino acids. The record is from RefSeq and is a predicted model, not a curated record.